Panicum hallii is the source of this 641-nucleotide messenger RNA. RefSeq lists its product as uncharacterized. NCBI's taxonomy places the organism in Eukaryota, Viridiplantae, Streptophyta, Magnoliopsida, Poales, Poaceae. Gene Ontology annotation, biological process: regulation of mitotic cell cycle spindle assembly checkpoint. Bases 102 to 392 code for a protein of 96 amino acids. The record is from RefSeq and is a predicted model, not a curated record. The transcript is spliced from 2 exons. Gene Ontology annotation, cellular component: anaphase-promoting complex.
AGUUGAGACUCCGCCCUCGCCGCCGAAGCAAGUCCUCUACUCCGCCUGCCCCUAGUCCCCAAACCCAAGCGAAGCCGCGGCGGCCGCAGCGGAGAGCGCAGAUGCUGCAGUUCCCGGCGCUGAUGCGGCAGUGGCCGUCGCCGCCGCUGAUCCCGGCGUCAACGCUGCUCCCCGUGCCGGCCACCUCCCAUGAGGACGAGCUCCUCCUCGCCAUGGCGGAGUCCGACCUCGAGGAUAAGCUGAACGAGAUCCGGAAGACCAACAGCAACCUGGUGAUCAUCGGAAAGCCCACGGGCGACACCAAGGAGGAGUACGACGCUGAGGUGGAGGACGAAGAUGCCGACAACGUCGAGGAGUCAGACGGCGACGACUUCGACCAGGAAACCGGCUGACCCGGGCGGUUCCUCCGUGCUUAGCCGGCGGCCUGGAGCCACGCCGUCCCCGCUGCCCAGUCUGUAUUACGCGAUCCCCGAUUGGCUCCUGCUAUCUAGAUGUGCUGUGUUACCCUAUCCUGCUGCUGCCUGUUAUGAGGAUUUGAGAAAGUCCCUUGUCAUUUCACUCAUGUGGGCGUUGUGUAUGAAAUUAGAUGAUUAAUGCUACUUGGUCUUAUCUAAAAUGCAGAUAGUAGUUUAGUUUCCUCA